CGGCGUAAGUUACUGCAGAGGUCAGACAUUGCUCUUUCGUGCACCUCCCUCCGCUUCCUCUGCAACCAUGUCUGACAAACCUGAUAUGGCUGAGAUUGAGAAAUUCGAUAAGUCGAAAUUGAAGAAGACAGAAACGCAAGAGAAAAACCUUCUGCCUUCAAAAGAAACGAUUGAACAAGAGAAGCAAGCAGGCGAAUCUUAACGAG
Hyaena hyaena (striped hyena) is the source of this 206-nucleotide messenger RNA. RefSeq names its product thymosin beta-4-like. The coding region runs from base 68 to 202 and encodes 44 amino acids. NCBI's taxonomy places the organism in Eukaryota, Metazoa, Chordata, Mammalia, Carnivora, Hyaenidae. Gene Ontology annotation, biological process: actin filament organization; regulation of cell migration. The record is from RefSeq and is a predicted model, not a curated record. Gene Ontology annotation, cellular component: cytoplasm. Gene Ontology annotation, molecular function: actin monomer binding. The transcript has a single exon.